AGUGCGAAGCUGGUGUUACUUUAAGGGUGGCAGCGGCCAAGCAGCGCACAUGCGCGCACACUUUAUGAGGUGCACAAUUGUGUGGACCGAGCGCAAGGCUACAAAAGGAUGGUCAUACCUUGCGUUUGCAUCAUUUCUCAAACAGCUACCGUGCGGUAAACACUUGACACACUCGCCAUACUACCGACUACGAUCGAACACACUUGGCUCUGUCGGUGCGAAAACUUGAAAACAUUUACGUGAAAUAAUUUUAAUGUGAAAACCUGUUCGUUACUAGUGCUUUAAACAAGUAUACGUAUAUACUUACACACAUAGUGCGCGUACACUUGUUCUGCAACUUUAAGACGCUUAGCGCGCACUUGCAAAUCUCCACAAUAAUUAAAUACAACAUGGCUGUGGACGGGCAACGUUUCAUGACCAAGACACAACACUAUCGUAAGGUCACCAAACCACUACUGGAGCGGAAGCGACGUGCGCGCAUGAAUCUCUAUUUGGACGAAUUAAAAGAUCUCAUUGUGGACACAAUGGAAGCGCAAGGCGAACAUAUCGCCAAACUAGAGAAGGCCGACAUUCUCGAGCUCACCGUCAACUAUUUACGUACACAUAAACAUGAAAUCGCCGCAAGCGUUGCACAGCAUCAAACCGGCGGCAGUACAGCUGGACGUAGCAUAAAUGUAGAGAAAUUCCGCGCUGGCUAUACGCACGCCGCCUACGAAGUGUCGCGUGUGUUUGCCACAGUGCCGGGUCUGGAUGCGAAAUUCGGCACAAAACUCAUGAAACACUUGGGUUAUCAGCUGAAGGACUUGCAACAGUCAACACCAGCGCCAACUGCUGUUGCUAGUGAAGAAGCGCUCAAUUUGGAGGUCGUCAAACGCGCGGCGUCAGCAUCACCCACCGUUUCUCAGCAUGCUGAUGAACAUAUGAGGCGCGUUUAUCAACAACAACAACAAUUACAAAUGUGCGGUAAUUUGCAGCACUUGAAAGACUUGCAUGACGACGAGCAACACGGCGAAUGUUUGUGGCGCCCCUGGUAGUACCAUUUGCAACAAUGCGCAACUUGCGACAUGCGAGCACUUCGGAAUUUUCAAAGAGCUUUGUUUUUAAACAUUCACCAGCCAGUGGCUUUAAUAGUUUUAAGUGUUUGUAGUGGUUUAAGUAAUAUGAAAUAAUUUUUGUAAACUAUUUUAUGUGUAUAUGUAUAUGUAAGUGUGUAUGUGCAUACAUAUGUAUUGCAUUAGUUUAGGAAAUAUCAGCUUUAUUGUUUUACGUACAAAUUGUCAGCCUUUUAUAGUUGUAUUAAUGUGAUUUGCCUGUGAUAGCCGCCAACUCCACUCAGUUAGCGAUUGGUCUGUUCGUAAACCGAUCUCCAUAACUCUUCACGUACUUCCAAGUAUAUUAAAAAUAAGUUAUAUAACAUAUAGUUUUCUAGUAAUUAUUUAUAAGUGAUUUAAAGCUUUCAGUAUGUAAAUUUUUCUCAUUUUAUUCUAAUCUAAUUAUAAAGUACUUUUUCACUUAUAUAUAUAUAUAAUAAUGUUCACAUAUAACAUAUCAUAUUAUGCAUUUUAUGUAAUCUUAAGUUGCGCUUCCAAACAUUUGUAUAUUUCGCUUUGAUAAAUUAUUGGUCCAAUUGCUUUAAAUUUAUUCCUUACAAAAUAAUUUUAUUGAAUAUAUAUGUAUAUCUAGAGUUCACUGUAGCAUUAAGUGCAUGUCUAAUAAAUAUAAUAUUU
Bactrocera oleae (olive fruit fly) is the source of this 1727-nucleotide messenger RNA. RefSeq names its product Enhancer of split mdelta, helix-loop-helix (gene E(spl)mdelta-HLH). Gene Ontology annotation, cellular component: nucleus. The record is from RefSeq and is a predicted model, not a curated record. Gene Ontology annotation, molecular function: RNA polymerase II cis-regulatory region sequence-specific DNA binding; DNA-binding transcription factor activity, RNA polymerase II-specific; protein dimerization activity. Lineage: Eukaryota; Metazoa; Arthropoda; Insecta; Diptera; Tephritidae. Gene Ontology annotation, biological process: regulation of neurogenesis; anterior/posterior pattern specification; regulation of transcription by RNA polymerase II.